AUGAAGCUCGUUACUAAGGAACAAACCAACGAUUUCUACAACGAUAUUCUCAAGCACGGCUUUGUCGGUCUUGGUAUCGGUACCGUUGUUGGUUUCGGUCUUCUGUAUGCUGCUCGAAAGCGACCUGUCUACCGAACUUACGGAGGUUUCGCCAAGGCCUUCACUGUGCUCGCUCCCGCCUCCAUUGGUAUGGUCUUUUCUGCUGAGCAGCGAUCUUUUGCUUAUGACCGAGAGGCCUACAAGUUUGGUGACCUCCACCCCGAUGAGAUUGCCCGACAGAAGGAGAUCCAGGCUCUUCCCACUUCCCAGCGAAUCCUCUACUACGUUUCUCAGAACAAAUACAAGAUGAUUGUCGGCGCAUGGGCUGCUUCCGUCGGAGGUUCUCUCUGGCUCAUUAACCGAGACAAGAUCAUGACUCAACCCCAGAAGGUGGUUCAGGCUCGAAUGUACGCCCAGGCCCUCACUGUCGUACUCCUGCUCGGUACCCUUGGUCUCACCAUGUACGAGGAGAAGCACCCCGUCCAGAUCAAGUCUUACGACUACCAGAAGGAUGCUUGGAAGCGAAUGCUUGAGGACGAGGAGGCUCGACUCAACGCUGCUAAGAACUAA
Messenger RNA from Yarrowia lipolytica CLIB122, 609 nucleotides. RefSeq lists its product as uncharacterized. NCBI's taxonomy places the organism in Eukaryota, Fungi, Ascomycota, Dipodascomycetes, Dipodascales. The record is from RefSeq and is a predicted model, not a curated record. Gene Ontology annotation, cellular component: mitochondrial inner membrane. Gene Ontology annotation, biological process: mitochondrial respiratory chain complex IV assembly.